CAACGCUCUCCAUGCCCCGCAACCAGAGGCGUAGAGUGCACAAACUGGACGACCACGGCGCCCCAGAGCCCUCACCAUAAUGCCUAAGGAAAACCUCGCCGCAUACCUGGCCAAGAACUACCUCACCGCCGCCACGUCGCAGUCUGCUUCCCCGUCGGACACUGUCUCCUCAGAUUUCCAAGAUUCGACUCGCCCAAAGAAAAAGCGGCGAAAGAACAAGGAUGAUUCCUUUGAAGGUGGCCUCGUGAUCGCCGACGACGAUGAAGCCAUUUCACUUCGAGGCGGCGCUUCACGAGGAAAGCGAGGAGAAGAGGACGAGGAUGGAGAUAUACCAAUGUUCGAAGCAGGCGUAAAAUCCGCAGAGUUCAGGAAAAAGAAAGGUGGGGGGGACUGGAAAGUUAUAGCGACUGCAACGCCAACAAUGACCCAGACAUCAGACAACAGAGAUGAGGACAAGGAAGCGGAUCGAAUCCUCGCUGAAGCGGCGGAAGAGUCUCGACUGCGACGCCAGGAGAUUGAAGAUGAAGACGCUCCUGCGAUCGUCGAAGAAGACGACAGCGGACCACGCAUGCAGUCUGGCGUUCGUGCGGGUCUCCAGACUGCUGCAGACACAGCGGCCUUAGUCGCCAAGGAAGAGCGUGAGAAGCAGAGAGAACUUGAAUCAGUAAGGUCCAGGACCAAGUCGAAGAAACACAAGGACCAGCCACUUGAGGAAGAAACCAUCUACCGUGACGCCACUGGCAGGCGCAUCGACAUUAGCCUCAAGCGAGCAGAGGCCCGAGCUGCUGCACAGGAGAAGGUGCGGGCCGAAAGGAAAGCGAGGGAGGACGCAAUGGGCGACGUGCAGCGGCGUGAGCGGGAGGAACGCAGGAAAGAAUUAGAGGAAGCAAAGUUCUUGACUCUAGGCAGAGGCGUGGAUGAUGAAGCGAUGAAUGACGAGCUUCGUGCGAAAGUAAGGUGGGAUGACCCUAUGGCUGGGUACAUCGCUCAACAAAAAGCGGAGGCGGCAACCGACGGUGCAAUAUCAACGCGAACGUCCAAGGGAGACACAGGUGGAAGAGCAGGAGUGAGGAAGAAGGUGUAUACGGGUCCUCCGGCCGCCCCGAAUCGAUAUGGAAUCCUCCCUGGCUGGCGGUGGGACGGAGUCGACCGGAGUAAUGGCUUUGAAAAAGAAUGGUUCCAAGCACGCUCGAAGAGAGGGAGAGAGGAGGAAUUGAGGUUUCAGUGGCAGAUGGAUGAGUGAUCUCCUGUGGCUCUAUUGAGACGGAGGAAUUGACGAGGGAGUGAAAGCUUCGAAGGCUUUUCCUGGCGUUCACCGUCAUCAUUUCCCCUUCCGAGAGCCGUUCUACCCUGGAUCUUAUCCAGUUCAAUAGACUCGUGCGUCUAGGUACUACUAGCUAAUAAGGUACUUAGGAACUCGGACCAACUAGAAGGUGCCAUUAAUUCCUUGGCAGUUUGGUCUUAGCUAACCAUUCUAGGAGCUCAUUAAACUGAAGUUCCCA
Cladophialophora immunda is the source of this 1502-nucleotide messenger RNA. RefSeq lists its product as uncharacterized. The record is from RefSeq and is a predicted model, not a curated record. The transcript has a single exon. Gene Ontology annotation, biological process: mRNA splicing, via spliceosome. Gene Ontology annotation, molecular function: RNA binding. Gene Ontology annotation, cellular component: RES complex; U2-type spliceosomal complex. NCBI's taxonomy places the organism in Eukaryota, Fungi, Ascomycota, Eurotiomycetes, Chaetothyriales, Herpotrichiellaceae. Bases 80 to 1243 code for a protein of 387 amino acids.